ACCCGCGCGCUAUGGCGGAGAAGCAUUGGCCGUAUUAAUGCUGGAAACGUCUUCGAAUCCGGCUCAAUUUCUUACAUGCUUGUUCAGUUGAUAGUCACUGAAUAAUUUACCUUUACGAUGUCAGCUGUAUAUCCAGGUUUUGAUAGUCAAACGAGAGCGUCCGAUGCCAUGCUAGGGGAUCCGCGUCCAUCUACAGGCCAUAGAAAGGUUCGACUGAGUGAUCGCGAGUUGUUUGAGCGCAUCCAGCGUAUACCAGUCCCCAAUGAACCACUAAAUCUUCGGGAUCUCUCAAGUCAACAUGGGUGGAAGCAUGUGAGGACCGGUAUCACUAGGACGGACGUGUACAUGCGAGUAUUGCAUGCACACUCAACCAUAUCUCCAAUUCAGACGCAACAGUGUCAAGUGGUCACUGGAGGGGAGAUGCAAGUACGAGUAUCGGAGUUGAUGGCACUAUUGCGUGCCCCGACGGAAAGCCAGAGCAAUGCGCUCCAGCGUGCAUUAUAUGGGCCACGGUUUAUCUACAGCUCCCUUUUGCACACGAUAGCUAACACAGAUCGGGGCUCGUUGCUGUCUCCUCAAUCUCGAGGAAGUACAAUGAGUACAUGUACAUCCAGCCAGCAGCUCACGGUCCGCACCGUUAGCUUCGUUCGGAUGGGUCUCUCUAACCCGUUCAAACGCCAUUCACGAAGAUCUUCAGUAACACCUGCUUCACGCAUCUUAACCCAUGCACAUGACGGGUCUGGUACUAAGAACGAACAAUGCUGCUAUAUUGAACUACUGACACCGACAGAGGAAGGCUUCAAGCUCGCGUUCUGUUCACUAGAUCCGGCAGAAGUCACGGCAGGGAAGGCACCACCCGAACGCGUCACAUCAUUGCACCCUAUCUCCGGCUGGCUCAUCGCGCAACCCACUCAAGACAACUCGGAAACGCUUCGAUUUACCUUCCAGGUUGCAUUUACAGGCUCUUUACCUGGUGGUUGUGGCUUUCAAGUGGCUCAAAAUCGUCUUUUGUUCCUUGCAAAACGGGUUCGUAGGCUGGAAAAAGUAAUACAUCGACAACAACGACGUCACCAGCAACGAGCCACACUGCCUGGACGAUUGUGGGAUGUUGUACUGAUGCCGUUCCAAGCCACAGGGGUGUCGGAUGAUGACCAUGCGGGAGUAAACGAUGGCGGCGCUGUGGCUUGUGUGGAUAUCGAAUAUUCUGCAGGCGCUGUCGUGAGUGCAUCGACGAACGGAACAACGCUGAUCGGGGUGGAAUGUCGAGAGAGACUCGUUACACCGGCGUCACACUUCAUUUCCGAGCAUCAACCUGAAAUCUCCGAGUACCUGAGGAACUUUCAUUAUCCUAGCAAACUACAAUAA
Phytophthora nicotianae INRA-310 is the source of this 1365-nucleotide messenger RNA. RefSeq lists its product as hypothetical. The coding region runs from base 118 to 1365 and encodes 415 amino acids. NCBI's taxonomy places the organism in Eukaryota, Oomycota, Peronosporomycetes, Peronosporales, Peronosporaceae. The record is from RefSeq and is a predicted model, not a curated record. The transcript is spliced from 3 exons.